Molecule: messenger RNA, 1239 nt
Organism: Manihot esculenta (cassava)
Lineage: Eukaryota; Viridiplantae; Streptophyta; Magnoliopsida; Malpighiales; Euphorbiaceae
Product: ethylene-responsive transcription factor TINY
Exons: 1
Coding region: 244-1083 (279 amino acids)
Biological process (GO): regulation of DNA-templated transcription
Molecular function (GO): DNA binding; DNA-binding transcription factor activity
Source: RefSeq, a predicted model, not a curated record
UGUCGUUUUUGACCCAUCUUCUCCACUCGCUGCCCUCUGCUUUCUACUUUCUACUACUUCACCUUCUCUCUCUCUCUCUCCUAACGACAACGUCCUCUAUAAAGCCUCCCCAGUAACGCCCACCGUUCUUCGUCCAUUUUCUGCGAUAUACAUCACACUGAUCAAUUUGCUUUCUGGGUUUUUUUUCCUAUACUAAGCCCAAAGCUCUUCAACUCUUCACUUGAAGUUUUGUGAUCACCAACAAUGGCUGGCCCCAUACGAGCAAACUCUAACUCUGAGACUGAGUCCAGUUUUAACUCUUCAUCGUCUUCUUCCUCCUGUUCUCCUUCUUCUCCUUCGUCCUCUGGAUUAUUGUCUCCGAACCCGGUGAACAAACCCUGUUCGGAAGAGAAUCCUAGAAGGCCCAAGAGGGCUAGGGACAAUAGCAAGCAUCCGGUGUAUAGAGGUGUCCGAAUGCGGACGUGGGGUAAAUGGGUAUCGGAGAUCCGGGAGCCUCGGAAGAAGAACCGGAUCUGGCUUGGCACUUUCUCUACACCGGAAAUGGCAGCUCGUGCUCACGACGUUGCUGCUUUGAGCAUUAAAGGCGACUCGGUGAUCCUCAACUUCCCGGAACUCUCCAGCUCUCUGCCUCGACCUGCCUCUAACUCUCCUAGGGACGUUCAAGCUGCCGCAGCUAAAGCUGCUUCAAUGGAGUUCAGCAUUAACAGCAACAGCGUAGUCGACGAUCAUCCCCACCGUCGUCACGAUCAUGACAACAACUAUAUCAGCAACAACAAUGCAUCAUCAUCCUCAACGAUAACGCAAUCUUCUUCCUCAUCAACAGCGGAGGUGACGUCAUCACCCUGUUACGUGACAACACCUGACGAGCUGAGCGAGAUAGUAGAGUUACCGAAUUUGGGAUCGAGUUUGGAAGAAUCGCUUGAGUUGAGGGACGAGUUCGUGUUCGGUGACACGUGGCUAUAUAAUCCACCGGCGUACGAGGAUUAUUACGGGGGCAGCGGGUACUUCAGCGAUCAUCAGUUACCAAUAAUACCAGAAAGCAUGAUCACCGGUGGCUUUGAGGUUUUUUUGGGGGAUAAUUAGUGUGUUUAAUUACCCUUUUCUUUUUUCUUUUUAGCUUUUUGGAGUGACUUAAUUAUUUUUAUAUAUAAAAAAAUAUAUUUUGGGGAUUUUGAUAUUGUGAGGAGCCCUUUUUCCAAUUUUAUAUGAAGAGCUCAAAAUACCUUUCUUACUUGUCAA